Molecule: messenger RNA, 1032 nt
Organism: Dacryopinax primogenitus
Lineage: Eukaryota; Fungi; Basidiomycota; Dacrymycetes; Dacrymycetales; Dacrymycetaceae
Product: peptidase C45 acyl-coenzyme A:6-aminopenicillanic acid acyl-transferas-like protein
Exons: 4
Coding region: 1-1032 (343 amino acids)
Source: RefSeq, a predicted model, not a curated record
AUGCUAACCAUUAAUGCCUCUGGUUCGCCGCACGAGAUCGGGUUUGAGCAUGGUCGGCAGGCGGCCCCUCUCGUUGCGCGGUCCAUUACCUUCUACACGGGCCUCUUCCAGAAGAAGUCGAAGAUGGACUGGUCACAAGUGAGGCAGACCGCCCUCAAGUGGGUGCCUCAUUUAGAUGCGCACUACCCAGCACUCGCAAAGGAGAUGAAGGGUCUCGCUGAGGGUGCUGGCGUGGAGUACUCAGAUAUCCUGGCACUGAACAUCCGAACGGAGAUUGCCUUCGGUAUGUUCAGUGACGGCUGUACGGCCUUGUCCUGGAAGACAGAAGAGAAGAGCUUCCUUGGUCAGAACUGGGAUUGGAUGCCUGCACAAAAAGAGAAUCUGAUCAUCGCCAACAUUGCCCAGAUUGGCAAGCCCAACAUCAGCAUGGUCACGGAAGCCGGCAUCAUUGGCAAGAUCGGGCUGAACAGCGCCGGUGUUGGUGUCUGCCUGAAUGCAAUCCGUAUUCAGGGAUGUGACUUCUCGCGAACUCCAGUCCACCUCUGUCUGCGACUCAUUCUCGAAUCCACGUCACUCGAUGCUGCCGUGACAGCUGUAGAGCAGUACGGUUGCGCAGCUGCUGCUCAUAUGUUGAUCGCAGACCCCAACGGCUCGAUGGGCCUGGAGCUGACGCACAAGACUGUGGUCAAGCUUCCGAUGGACGGCAAGAGCCGUGUAUUCCACUCGAACCAUCUUCUGCAGACGCCCAGCUGGGUGACAGACGAUGGGAUGGCUCUGGGCGACAGCAAGGAGCGCGUUGUUCGCAUUCGGCAACUUUCGGAUAAGCUCGGCGCCUUCCCCGACGAGGAGGACAUCAAGACUGUGUUCACGGACGAGGACGGAUACCCUGGUUCCAUCAACCGUGCUUGCGAGGGAAAGAGCGAGAGCGCAACCUUGUUUAAUAUUGUGAUGGAUCUGACUGCAAAGACCGCCGAUGUUAUCAAGGGUCGGCCGACGGACCCAGACGAGAACAUCAAGCUAUCCUUUGCGUAA